This is a messenger RNA of Necator americanus (New World hookworm), 858 nucleotides long. RefSeq lists its product as uncharacterized. The transcript has 8 exons. Gene Ontology annotation, cellular component: ESCRT I complex; late endosome. Bases 1 to 858 code for a protein of 285 amino acids. Lineage: Eukaryota; Metazoa; Nematoda; Chromadorea; Rhabditida; Ancylostomatidae. Gene Ontology annotation, biological process: regulation of epidermal growth factor receptor signaling pathway; viral budding; virus maturation. The record is from RefSeq and is a predicted model, not a curated record.
AUGGUCGAAAGGGAGCUGGUGAAAUCAGAUGACUAUGAGGCCACUUCUCUUCCCCUCACUGCCCUUUGUAUCGUAUCAGAUAAAAAUAAAUGUCCAAAAGGUUUUACUCCUAUUACUCGAUGCCACGAUGAUGGUAGUGAUGCAGAUUUGUGGCGUGAAAGUGCGUUCUCACUAUGGUCACGUCCUGUCCGGUAUUUAGCGAUCAGUCGUGAGAUUCCAGAAGCGACUAUAAGAGGUACAGUAUCUGUAGUUACUGACAUAACGGUGGUAAAGGAUACAGAUCCCAUACCUCAUGGAUUCAUUGCUAUUGAUUAUUGUGCAGAUUCACGUGAGAAAUCGUUACGGAAACGUUUCAUAUGUUUGAAGACAGAGCCACGCGAUUCUGUUGUGGAUGCUGUUGGAGAAGUUAUUAUUCUGAAUAAGCAGAAAAAGACACCAAGGGAUUUCACAUUAGCUGGUGAAGUAGACGGUGCUGCCAUUUGUUUCCGCGUUGUUGUUGUCCCACCUGCCUUUGGACUCAAACACAGCAAAAGCGACCGUGCCAUAUCCAACAACACUGGACCACAAGCUCCACCACCCAUAGGUCUUUAUCCACAGCUUGGACAGUCUGGGUCCACUCCAUCUCUGGUCACGAAACCUGAUGUAAAUAUGUUUACGAUAAAGAAUCCUGCCAUUACGAAAAUUCGAGGUGAAGAUGGCGUACCUUUCAAGCUGAACCCUCAGCUUGCUUCUAGACUGAAGGCUCCUGUGAAUGAUAAUAUUCCCGAUCCUACGAUCUCAUUUGAUAUUCGUCGGUUGGAUUCGGAUGAGUUCAACUAUUCGUUUGCUCUGGAACGGGCCACACUUGCCAAUUCCUAA